Molecule: messenger RNA, 2118 nt
Organism: Mizuhopecten yessoensis (Yesso scallop)
Lineage: Eukaryota; Metazoa; Mollusca; Bivalvia; Pectinida; Pectinidae
Exons: 4
Coding region: 94-777 (227 amino acids)
Source: RefSeq, a predicted model, not a curated record
GGAAAGAAUAGUGCGUGUACGCAAUUUCCGGUAAUAUUUUGACAGACACACGCUGCAUGCUGGAUUGUUGUGUAGUUCUUCAUCGUCUAAAUAAUGAGUACACAACGAGGAAACGUGAAGAAAGGAGCACAGAAGUACAAAAACAAAAAUGCGUUUAAAAAUGAUUUGCAUGACCGUACACCACAAAUGGAGCUAAUUAAGAAAGUUCAAGUCACAGGGGCCUGUCAACGCUGUACAGAUGUGAUUGAAUGGAAGAUCAAGUAUAGAAAAUUUAAGCCUUUGACUACAGCCAAAAAAUGUACAAAAUGCCUGGAAAAAACUGUAAAAAAAUCCUACUUUAUCAUAUGUGUCCCCUGUAUGAAAAAACUUCAGGUCUGUGGAAAAUGUGGACAGAAAAAGGAAGUAACAGAAGUACCUGGACUGUCAGAGGCAGAGCAGAUGUCACAGCAGAGUCAGUUGGAAGCAGAGCUAGAACAUCUAACAGAAAGACAGAGAAGACAAUUUUUCCGGUUACAAGCCAGUGGAAAGUCGACAAGCGAGGCUUUGAAGAAACUCAGAGAGGGUAACGGGGACGAUGGCUUCUGUGUCAGUGAUGAAGGCAGUGAUGGUGAAGAUGAUGAUGAUGAUGCUGAUGAGGAUGAGGAUGCAGAUUUACUGGAUGGUACAAAAACUGUGGAAAAAUCAUGUGAUAAAGAUAUUGUUGACAUCAGUGACAUGAAUAAACUUAAGAUAGAGACUCAGACAAGCACAGAUUGUGGAAAGUUAAAAGAUAAAUGAUGUGAUUGGAAAUUGAAAUAUAAUUUUUGGUUACUUCAGAUACAUCUUUUUUGAUUGGAAAAUUACCUACCAGGUACAUAUUAUUGUGAAAGCAUUGUACUGCCUUUAGUCAGCGUUUAUAGUCAUAUGAAUGCCAGCUGAAAAUGACUUAUCAGGUCUCUUGGCUCACUAUUACAGUGAGUGUUUUCUCCGUUCCCCCUAAAUUGUUUAGUUCUGCAUAGAUAACACUACCAAUGUUACCCCUAGUAUUUAACCUAGAAAAAAACCCACUGCUAUGUACUCUUGUCAGCUACAAUUUAAAAAACUUUGGGAUGGCAGUGUCCUUUAUUGAAAUCAGGUAUCUUGUUCCAAACACAGAAAUCCUUUCCAUGACUUUUUGUAAGAAAAUUUAUUCGGAGGUGGGGAAUAUGGAUUGCUCACAGUACUAAUAGCCUAUAUACACAUGCAUAUAUAUAACAUUUCUAGCAGAUGAUAGCCUUCAGUCAGCUGUAUAAUGUUACUGGGGUAUUUGUAUGACACAUUAAUUGAUUAUGUAAAAGUAAAAGAAAUUGCUAAUGAAUUUUUAUUCUCCCCGCGAAUGGUCAAGGCAAAACAUUACUGAGAAUUAAAAUGGAAUUGUUUGUUAAAUUGAAAAGAACAACGAUAGUCAUUCAAUUUUUUUAAAUACCUGUAUAUCUUAAGAUUGUGUAUAUCUGACAAAUAGUUUCACCUAAAUUAAAAAUGUAAAUGUUUGUUUUUACAUCAAUGUCAAUGGGGUGUGUUAAUCAGGUACAGCAAUAUCAUAGAUUUGUCUAGGAAGUUGAAGAAUGCAUGACAGCAAUUUUAUUAGAGUUACUUCCCUUCACGAUCUUUAAUAACCUGUGUUUUUGACCAAGAGUCUAUUAAAGGGUGAAUGAAAUAAUGAAUGUAGAUAAUGGAAGCUUGCUUUAUGUACAUACAUAAUGCACAUAUAUAGAGCAAGCUUAAAUGUUCUAUUAUUUCAAUAAAGAUCGCCCAUGUGAUGAAGACAUUAAGACAUAAACCCUGCUAACCGUGACAUCGGUGCAACAUGAAAACUAAAUCAAUCAACACAACUACCAGUAGGCUAAAUGUCAGGAAAAUGGAAAAAUUGCAUCAGUCUUCUACUUCACUUUGUGUUGUUCCAUUCAGGAAGUCUUGUUUGAAUGAGAAGAUGCAUCAAGUGUAUGACCAAUGUCAAUAUAUAUUUACUAAAUAUAGUAAUACAUUAUGUAAAUGAAGUAAGCAUGUAGCUAUGUUAAGAACAUAUUAUUUAUACAAGCUCUAUUGGGAACUUAUGAAUAUAAAGAAAUAUGAAUGUAAAAAAUAAAUUACUGAAAUUUC